Molecule: messenger RNA, 4436 nt
Organism: Ostrinia nubilalis (European corn borer)
Lineage: Eukaryota; Metazoa; Arthropoda; Insecta; Lepidoptera; Crambidae
Gene: Ptx1
Product: pituitary homeobox homolog Ptx1
Exons: 5
Coding region: 464-1621 (385 amino acids)
Biological process (GO): anatomical structure morphogenesis; regulation of transcription by RNA polymerase II
Cellular component (GO): nucleus
Molecular function (GO): DNA-binding transcription factor activity, RNA polymerase II-specific; RNA polymerase II cis-regulatory region sequence-specific DNA binding
Source: RefSeq, a predicted model, not a curated record
GCUCCGGGAAGUGGCCGAGAUUAGAGCCAGCGCGGGCCGCACCGCGCCGCGAGUGUAAGCCCACUUAAGACUGUUUUUAAUACUAGUAUUUUUUACGCGAUCCCGACAGGAUUUAGCGGAUAAGCGACGUCGCCGCGAUCGUGCGCUUUGAUUUAUCGGUUUCAGAUUCGGUUACGGUUUGUUUUCUGGUGUUUACGUUAGUGGGUGACGGCCGGCCGCGGGUGGACGCGCGUAAUCCCGUGGCUUGUACCAGAUUAUGACGGAUAUCAACGGAUUUCGUGUACACACACUGUGAAAAUCGACUUUCCGUGGAAUCAACUUAAACCCGCUGUGGCACGUGUCUCUAUCUGAUUGCAAAAAGACAAUGCCCGCCCGCGCGUAAUCGCACGCGCUUCUUCGCCCCACGAGCCAGCAAGCCAGCAUCAUUCACCUCCGGGUGUACAAGGAGGCGCUAGCGGCCGGUAUGGAGCCGCUAAGCGAAAACGGACUUUGCCUCUCCGAGUUAGAGCUCCAUUCAGGCGGCCAUCUACACGAGUCGGUGGCUGCGUCGGUCGGCUCAGCUAUAUCGAGCCUGAUGGCGCCGCUGCAUCACGAGCCGCAGCACGCGCCGUUACACCACGCGCCGCCCUUGCAUCAUGAGCCGUUGGAGAAACUCAAACUAUGGGCAGAGACUGGCGAAUUUCGGGACAGUGGACAUUCUUCAUUGGCGUCCGCAGGCUCGGGGGUCGACCAGUCGCUGUACGCCCCGCCUCGGCCGCGAAGGGACCGCAAGCACACCGACGACAGUCGCCCCCUAACAUCAGAGCCAACAAUAAAGACGGAGUCCACGACCCCCGGCGUAGGGCCUGACGAACCAUCGAUGGACGACAAAGGGGACAAGAAGAACAAACGCCAGCGACGUCAGCGGACGCACUUCACCAGUCAGCAGCUUCAGGAGCUUGAAGCCACCUUCGCUAGGAACCGCUACCCUGACAUGUCCACGAGGGAAGAGAUCGCGAUGUGGACCAACCUUACGGAAGCGAGAGUUAGGGUCUGGUUUAAAAAUCGGAGGGCGAAAUGGCGGAAACGGGAAAGGAACGCAAUGAACGCCGCCGCAGCCGCAGCAGUCGAUUUCAAGAACGGUUUCAGCACGCAAUUCAACGGGUUGAUGCAGCCGUUCCCGGACACGGACGCGCUGUAUUCGUCGUAUCCCUACAACAACUGGGCGGCGAAGGUGCCGAGUCCGCUGGGCACGAAGAGUUUCCCGUGGCCGGUGAAUCCACUGGGCUCGGUGGUGCCGGCGAGCCAUCACCAGGGGUCCGUGAACUGUUUCAACACUGCAACAUCGAUGGGUGGAGUCGGGGGCGGCGGGAUGGCGGGUGUUGCUGGGUCGGCGGGUGUAGGUGGCGGCGUGGCGCCUUGUCCUUACACGGCGCCGCCGAACCCGUACAGCAUGUACCGCGCAGAACCGUGCGCGGCGAUGUCUUCAUCCAUCGCGCAGCUGCGGUUGAAGGCGAAGCAGCACUCGUCUGGUUUCGGCGGGGGGUACGGGACGGUGUCGCCGGUGUCUCGCGCCGGGUCGGCGCCGCUGUCGGCGUGCCAGUACGCGGGCGGCGUGGGGGUGUCGGACCGCGUGCUCUGAGACGAGGCGCGCGGGCGCGAGGAGGCGCGCUCGCCGCCGGGCAUGCGUGCAUAGUCGCCGCCCGCGCGCGCUCCCGACGCUGCCGCUGCGCCCGCGCACGGCCUCUACAGGCACCUGUGGGACUGGUUCGACUGAGGCGUCGUGCUUGACACGGUGCUACUCUGAGAUGGCUUUCACCAAAUUCUUUGACUACAAAGAAUACCUACGUUUCUAAUUACUAAGAGCAACCUUGACGACUUGAGAAAAAGAACCUGAUUAGUCUCAGUUCUUCGUUUUUCAGGCAAACGACCUUUCAUGUAGAUAUCUAAAUCAUGAAAAUUACCUAUCUAAUAACAAGAAAUAACUUUUUCCUGAAAUGUAACUCCUAUUUAUAGACCUGUAGUAGCUUAUUUUGUUUAGAAAUUUUAAUUGCGUUUUGUUUGAGGAUAAUGUGUAGGUAAUUGGAUUUGAGGAUUUUUAUUCCUUUGCGUGAACUCUUUAAUUCGUCAAUGGAUAAAUAAAUUCACUAUGAAAUAGUUAAGAGUAGGCGCACACCGUUGAUUUUUCGUCGGCCGAUAGUUUAGUCGGGCAGUUGAUCAGUAUGGGCAUGUAUGGGAGUGCGCACACUACGCCGAUUCGAUUUGGCCGAUUCUUCAUACAAUUUAAAAUCGGGCACAACUAUCGGCCAACUAAAAAUCAACGGUGUGCGCCUACUCUAAUAGUUACAUUUUAUUAAACAGUCGUCAUGGUGUUUGGUGCAGGUCAUCCCAUAUAAGAACAGUGAUCAUUGUUGAGUGACUUUUUAGACGUCAUCGAUUGUCAUAUGUUUGUGUAAGAGACACGUCGUUCCGGGACAGUCUGCGGUUUAAGGGAGUGAUUCGCGUUUAUUAUAAUAAUUAUUAUUUAAUAAUUAUCUUCACUUAUUGUAAAGGUUCGUUACGAAACAUCGGGCAAUAAUGUUAACGAUUUGUGUUAAUGUAAAUAUGUAGUUAUGUAUGUACGUAUACCAAAGCGAUGUGUGCAAUUUUUUAUAAGCUUAAAAUAUACUUUAGGUGUAAGUUGUACGUAAUUUUAAGUAUGUAGCUUGGUACUGGAAAUUGUAAAUAUGAAAGCACAAGUAUUCUUUCAUGGAAUACCUCCACAGGAUAAUCAUUUUGUUAUACAUAUAAGUAAGUACCUUCAAACUUAAAAGAAGCGGGUGGUUUUUUUUGUUAACAGAACAGAAAAAGCAUACAAAUCAGUGGUACAAAUAUAAUGAUACCAAAGUAUUUUAUUUAACCAUAUUAUUGAAGAUUACGCUAAUAACCGCGAUUAAGAACAUAUUUUUUCGUAUUUUAACAGUUCUAUAGAAAAUUAAAUCUUUGUGUUGUACUGUAUGAAAUAUUUGCAUUUAUCAGCUAAUUACCAAAAUAAUAUAAGAAUGAGAUUUUUUACAAACUAAAGUGUACAUAUUUUACUAUUAUUAUAACAACAAAAGCUUAGUAAAUUAAUUUAAGAGUUUUAUUUUCAAAGAAAACAAAGACAACUUUACGAAAUGUAAGAUUAACGAAAGUUGAUCGUUAUUUGUUUUACGUUUUUGUUUUAUUUUAUUUAGCAAAUGGUGUAGUAUGGCGUAGUAGACAUCUGAAUUUAAAAUAAUAUCCAGUGUUUUGACUGCUUGAUAUUUUUAUACGAUAAAUUGUUUGUUUUACAUAGAAAGUUCUGUUUACAUCUUGAUAUUCUUGAUGCAUGAAUACAAACAUACAUCUUUUGCGGCUUAAAAUUCAUGGUGAUAAGAGGAUACAUAUCUAAGAUUGAAGAAAAUGGACAGAUUAAUAGACGACAAAUAAACGUUAUAAUAGAAAUUAAUUUUCAAUUUGUGCUGAUUUUAAACUAACGCGUCAACUCUACUUGGACACUUCACUUACACAGUUCAUUGACACAAAUAAUAAUCAAUUAACUUAUUAGCAAAAUAUAUUUAGUUUUAUCAUUAUUACUAUGUGAAAUGUAUCAAAGAGCUGUGUCUUAUACAACUUGCUACAUGUAUUCUAAGAGGACGACGCAGUAGAGUUAACUUACAGACACAGUAACUUCAAUAGCAUUUUGCGAAUGUGAUUUUAUUUCAGUGUACGAAUAUUACGCUAAUAAUACCGAAUCAGCAUAAACACAAUUGCAAUACACAAAUGCCACAUAACCUAUCCAAAACUACAUAAUAAAUGUACUUAAUGAAAUUAACAUGAAAAUAGCCGCCUCCACAUGAGAUUAAAGUAACCAGGAUCUCAUAAUUUAUUUAAAUAUUUAUAUAACGCCCACAUGAAUUGUAAAUAAAUGUAACUACCUAGUUGUUAACAUAGAACUUAGGUUACAACACGAAUUAGAGUACCUACUUCUGUGUGCCUAAUGAAAUGAUCAGUGGAAAAUGAAUAAGUACUUAUUUUCACGACGAAUAUAAUAUUUGUAUAUUUACUGCCCUUUCAUUCUUGUAUAUUAACAGUUUAUAAUUUAUAUACAGUCACCAAUAUAUUAAACUAUACAUCUUAACUGCAAUAUAACGUAUAUUACAAGUAAAUAAAAUGCUUUAGUAUAAUGUUGUUGGCCCUCUGUAUUAAAAUCAAGGCAAAGAAUAACUAAAAUGUAUAAAAAAUUCGUCGUGAAGAAGAGUGUUUCGUAUGAAAAUUGUAAAUACAUUUGACGUAUCUUAAUAUUAAUACGAAAGAUAUCGAGGUUUUCGUUUUAUACAUAUCAAACAAAAUAUCUACGAACUGCAAUAGUUUGUUGAUUUUUUUGUAAUAUAAGGAAAUAACGAUUGUUUUGUAACUUAAAACCUCUAGUCAUAAUAAAAAAUGUCACCGAGUCA